AAUAGCCGAAAGGGAUAGUGCCAUACACAGCAUGAUUCGACCGUGAAUCACUGUCAAAUUUCGGUUUUAUAGGAAGUGUCAUAUCUGUACGGUACUACUAUUCUGUGCUUCAGCCAGCGCUUCAGCUCUGAAUUUUAGGAAAAAAUCGGUCUUGUGUUGAAGUGCCUAAACCUUUUUUUUUUGGGUCUGUGGUACAACGACCGUUAUAUACAGUCUGUGGUUUGACAGAUUAUGAUGGGCUGGAACUUGCAAAGAUAUGAUAUAUGUUAUAUUAUGCAUGUGGAACUAUGAAGUUAAUCGCUGGAGUGAAGUAAAUAAUUAUUUCUAAUAAAUAAGAAAAGUGAAUACGGAAGCACUAACAGAUAUCAUGCAAGUGCGGAUAUAUAUGUAUCAUCGUAAUUAAAUGUUAGACUUGUGAAAUCGUUGCAUAUAUUUAAGUAAUAAAAGAUGUUUAAGAAACUUAAAGAUAAAUUAGCAGAAGAAGUGAAGUCGUCACCACAACGAAUUCAACAAUUCGCUCAAGCUGCGCAGGCAGCAGUAACAUCAGCAUCUAGUAGCAUUUCUGAUAUAACUAACAAUGACUUGUUUUCUAUUGGAGAUAAUGAUAUUUCUCAGAGUCGUUCCGUCAGACCUUCUACUGUAUUAACUAGAUCUGCUGAGCAAAAUGUGUUUCAAGAUGUCGCCCUGAUGCAAUCAUCUUCCAUCCAAGCAAGCACAGAAGAGAUUGAUUUCACGCCUAGACAUGAACAAAGUGAAAGUCAAAAUCAGAGGCGAUUGUCUAAUAGCUCUUUCGCCAGCGACGUCUCAUUCAGGUUACCAAACUAUGAAAGCCCCGCUCUGUACCACUUGCAGUCGGACAUGGAAGUAUCGGCGAGUGAAGCGGAGGAGCGGGGAUUUUCUAGCGGAGCCAGCCUGGACCGCGUAACCAAGGAGCAGCUUUAUGCCGCGUACAAACGCACGCAGCAGCGCUAUGAGAAGUACAGGACGCAAUACGCCGACCUCGCCCGACAUUAUAAAUUCUUGGAACGGGACAAUGCCAAGGCUAGGAGUGUACUGGUUGAGACUCAAGACAAAGCACUAAGGCGGAUAUCUGAAUUGAGAGAACAAUGUACUCUUGAACAGAGUGCCAAGGCGCAUCUGGAAAAGGCAUUACGCUUGGAAAUUGAUGAAAAAAAUAUGAAAAUAGAGGCACUCCAAACAAAGAUAAGAUGUAUUCAGGAUAACACUGAAAAUAAGGACUCUAAAAACAAAGAAGAAGUUAUCAAAGAUCAGGUUAAAGAAUUGCAAUUGAUUGAUUUUUCGGGAAAUAAUGACAGAAAAACAUCUGGAGAUGAUGGUGUAGAUAAUAUGUUAAUCAACAAGACUGAAAAAUUAGAACAGUUAUUGAACAAAUAUAAAGAGUCAUUGAAGCUAUCCAAAGAAAAAAAUGCACAAUUAACGACUGACUUGCAUCUUCUGACCACUGAAAUAGAAAACAAAAAUAAAGAAAAUGAACAAUUAAAACAUAGUUCAGAGGAGUUGGCAGGGACUCGAAAGAAAAUUUUAGAAUUACAAGAAAGCAACGAAGAAAUACAAAAUAAGUUAAAUACUUAUGAGUUUAAUCAGAUGAAAGAACAAUCUGCGCUCGAAUUAGAUUUGCAGAAAGCUCUAGAAGAAAUAAAACAACUACAAGGUAAAAUUGAGGUAUUCAAUAAGAGAGAAGAAGAAUAUGCCAUAUCCUUGGCGGAAAAUAAACUAAGUAUACAUAAAGAAUUAGAAAGUAAAGAAGCCGAGAUUAAAUCGCUUAAAGAUCAUUUGACAGCAUGUAAAAAUGAGGUACAGUCCCUUAAUAUAGUAGUCAAUGACUACAAGAAAAGUAUGACAUCACUAGAGGAUGAAAAGUGUAAACUAAAUAGUAAUAUUAGCGAACUGAAUUCCUUUAAAGCCCUAGUUUCGGAGAAAGAAUCACAGAUUAAAGAGCUAACACUGAAAUGUAAAAAUAUAGAGCAGGGCAAAAUCAAGGCGGAUGAAGAAUGUAAAUGCCUACAACUCCAAAUAAAACAAGAAACAGCUGAAAAAUUAGCAAUGAUUGAUAGAAAUGCUUACUUAGAGACAAAAAAUACAAAACUAACUGAAGAAAACUCUAAAAAAACAUCUCAAAUAAAUGAGUUAGAAACUCAGCUGCAUGUUUUAAGAAAAAAUAACGAAGAACGAGAAAACCGAACAGAUCAAAAUAAAGUUCUUGAAGAGCUUGAAUCCUGGCGAAACAAGUAUUAUACUUUAGAAUUGGAAAUUCAGGACGAAAGAGACGAGUUGGUGAAAUUACAAUCAGAAAUAGAAAAACUAUUGCAAAAUCAUGAAGUUUCUCAAUCUCGUAAUUUGCAACUUCUAGAGACUGUUUCAGAACUCACUGCAAAAAACGCCUUCCUAAAAGAAAAUAGCAACCAAAUCAACAAUAAGUGUUCGGCAUUGGUUGGCGAAAUAUCAAUACUUAAAAAUAUAGUUCAGGAUACAAGUGAGGACGCAAAAGUUAUGAGGCAAAGCAACGAAAAGUUACUAUCACAUUUAGGAAAUAAAGUGUCUGAAUUGAUCAAAGUGUCAAAUAAUGAUCACAUCGGAAGUUUUAAAGCAACUAUUGAGAAACUUCAACAAGAGUUAGCUAUUGCACAAAACAAUCUCAUUAAGUUAAAACACAAGUUUGAUACAGCUUGGAAAGAGUUAAUUGAGUGCCAAGAAACCAAUAAAGAUUUGAAUGAACAAAUACAAUCGCUACUGUCAGAUAAGACUAUUAUGGAUACAAAUAUAAAAAAAGCUGAAGAUAGUUAUCAUGAUACCCAAUCCCAGUUAAAUCGCGUGGAAAAUGAUAAAUCAGUUUUAUUGACAAAAGUUACUGAGUUAGAGAUUUUAAGUACGUCUCUUCAAAGUACUAUCAGUCGUGAAAGAGAAGAAAACUCAUCAUUACAAGAAAAGUUACUUCUACUGGAAAAGGAGAACGACAGGUUGUUACUAAAACUAAAACAAGCUGAGGCUGAUAAUGAUGAUUUGAAAACUAAAGAUUCAGAAAUAGAGACUUUAAAAUCACAAAAUGAGAAACUUUUAGCUAAGAGCGAAGUGGCGGAUGAAAAGUACGCUUAUAUUAAGAAAUUAGAAGAUGAAGUCAAGCUCUUGUCCCAAGAAAAUACCUUGUUAAAGAAUCAGUCACAAAAUAUUGCUUCUAAUCUUAAGACACUGGAGGUGGAAAUAAGUGAAGUGAGAAAGUCGCAUUCAGAAAUUGAAACCGAAAAAGACCAUCUGAAUACCAUAAUAAGGAAACUGGAAGAAACUGAAAUUGCUAAAAAAUGCCAGACAACUGUGGACGUUCAAACGGACGAUAGCAGUCUUUCCUUAGACUUGCUUUUUGAGGAGAAUAAAGUACUAAAAGAUAAAUGUGAACAGUUUAAGCAAGAAAAAGAAAGCCUGUAUGAAAAGCUUAUUAGUGUUGAACAUGAUAAAGAUACCUUAGUUGCUGACAUUGAAACACAAAAAACGUAUACAUUGGAAUUAGAAGAAGAAAAGAAGAAAGUUACUGAAGUCAAUUAUGAACUAUUGUCAAAGGUAUCCACCCUCGAAGAGAUAUGUAGAGAUAAAAAUGAUAAAGCGAAAAACGAUUCUGAAUUAGAAGACACUAAAAGAGAAUGUGUUACACUUAAAGAUGAAAAUCGACGUUUAACCUCUGAUAUCGAAGGGCUGCAAAUGCACCUUGCAAAAAUAUCUAAAGAAAAUAGUACUUUGAACGAUAAACUACGGGAGUUAAUUGCGUCAAGUGAACAUGUAGAUAAAAGUGAAAACAUUUCAUCGGAUUUUGUCGAAUCACUAAAUGAUAACCAGUCUGACACAGACAGAAUUCAUGAAUUGGUAAGAGAAAACAUGUUGCUUGUUGAAGAAAACUUAGAAUUGAAAGAUCAGUUGCGCUUACAAAACUAUGGUGAAACUUCUAACAAUAAUUCAACAAAUACUGUAGAAAAUAAAUCAGAACUGGAAAUCUUAAGAGAAAAUUACAAUAUCUUGCUUGCUACAAAGACCAAGUAUGAGAAACAAUUGUCAGACUUGGAACUCAUUAAUAGGUCGAUUAAUGUAAAUAUACAGAAUGUACAGGAAAAUAACGAGAAACUCAGACAUUCUAACGAGAAGUUAGAGAGGCGAUUGGACGAAGCUCUAGUAAGCUUAAGGCAUUUGCAUUCUUUACAAGAAAAUACCGAAUUAGAAUAUUUGCGAAAUGUUCUUUACGAAUAUUUAACCGGUUCAGGUACACAUUCCAUUACACUAGCAAAGGUGUUAGCAGCUGUAGUUAAAUUUGAUGAAAUGCAAACCAACAUAGUUCUGCAGAAAGAGAAGGAACGCCAAGGCUUGCUGCGGCAGCUUGGCUUACUAUGAUAUCUAUGAAGGAUUAAGGAUGAAUAAGAAAAUAUUUCAAUGUGCUUUGAAGAUUAGUGCAAUGUUCUAGUUAAAAUAUUUUUUUUUUAAUUUAAAAUACACAACUUGUAAAUAGUUACAGUGGCCCCAACGACACAGAUUUGUUUAUAUUAGAUACGAAUGUUAUACAUUUAUAAACAAUUAUUGUAUAAAUAUCAAUUAGAUAGGCGCAGAUAUUGCUGGUAAACUAUUAUGUCAAUAUCGUCUUAUUGUUAAACCUUCCCCUAUUUGCACGUUGCCAUCCCCACUUUCUUAGAUUUGUAAAUUUUAUCACCAUUUUCUAGCACUAUCUGCAACUUAAAUAUUCUAGUUACAUUUUGUCACCAUUAGCUAGUCUAGGCAUACAUUCUGUUAAACGUUAAUUGUACAUAACAACUAAGUUAUUGAACCACAUUUUAUAUAUUAAAUCUAUUUUAUAUAUUAAGACAAACUAA
Messenger RNA from Cydia pomonella (codling moth), 4865 nucleotides. Its product is annotated as golgin subfamily A member 4-like. Gene Ontology annotation, cellular component: Golgi apparatus. The record is from RefSeq and is a predicted model, not a curated record. The transcript has 8 exons. NCBI's taxonomy places the organism in Eukaryota, Metazoa, Arthropoda, Insecta, Lepidoptera, Tortricidae. Gene Ontology annotation, biological process: Golgi vesicle transport. Gene Ontology annotation, molecular function: small GTPase binding. Bases 448 to 4392 code for a protein of 1314 amino acids.